This is a messenger RNA of Colletotrichum destructivum, 2674 nucleotides long. RefSeq names its product Putative CidB/LrgB family protein. Bases 639 to 2555 code for a protein of 638 amino acids. Lineage: Eukaryota; Fungi; Ascomycota; Sordariomycetes; Glomerellales; Glomerellaceae. The transcript has 3 exons. The record is from RefSeq and is a predicted model, not a curated record.
GGUGCCCGCAAUGGUAUGAUCCCUUCGUCGAGCAUACUUUAUCCGUUCCGCGGUAGGUGGAGGACAUUAAGGACUGAACGAGUUCCUCUUCUCGUUCGCAGUCGCAGACCCCUUGUGUUCGCCACAUUUCCCGACGGGAACCGGUGACUUAUCACCGCCCGGUUCUCUCGGCCAGCAGAGCGUUUGUGAUGCCAACCCACACACCACAUCGCCCUGGUGGACCCCACGCCUAAUACACACACCAUCUCCCCACUGCCCUCUUCGGAUUCCAUGCCGCAUAUCCAACAACGAUCGUCGACCAUGGCUUUCGACAUUGCAGUCUGCUAGUGAGUGACGUGUCAUGGCGAAGGGUGCCGUCUAGCUUUCGGCGAGCUCUCUCUCUCCCUCUCGAUUCAUCUCGUCGAUAUAUACCGGGCGUGUACGACCUCGACCCGAGAAAGCAUGAGCCUUUUUUUUUGUGUCUCCAUAGAUUUCAUGUUGUCUUGUUUUCUGUCCUUCGUGUGAUUGCUUCACUUCAGAAGUCGCCGUUAUAUCGGCUUGGGCAGUCUUCGGUCGUACACCACUCACACACACUCUUGUGUCCGUCACCCUAUUCACCUACGCCCCCGUCCCCUGACCCCCCAUUUCUUUUCCACAGUAUGGCCGCAAGCAUCUCUGCUUGCUUCGAGCUUGUUUCUCUCCCAACCUACCGCUGUCUCAGACAUUUCACAAACCAUGUCCCUAAGAUAUCACUACACGUGCCAUUGCGAAUGUCCCGGAGAAGCAACGACGGAAAGAACAACAACAGCGAAACACACGCAUGGAGGGCCAGGGGGCGUACUGUUCUCCGGCGUUUGGGUGAGUUAUUCUGGGUCGUCAUUAUCUACAUCGCCAGUGAGCUGCUCAUAUGGUGCCUCUCCCUGGCACUGAGACUGGCGGGUCUCCAGUUCCUGUCUUCCAUCUUGGGCAUGCUUCUGGUGUUUGCGUCCAUGGUCUCCAUCUCGCAGCUCCGCCCGGGAUCGGAUGGCUUUUAUCGUCGCAACAUCAAGUCCAAGGUCGAUUUCAUCAACAGCAACCUCGGCGUCGGCUUCCCUGUUCCCAUCAUCAUCAUAACCAAGGAGCAGAUUCUUGCUGGUAAAGGUAUCGGAAGAGUGAUUGGAAACUUCUUUUUCACAAACGUCAUCUUCUGGGUUCUUGGCUUCUUCAUUUCCUGGGGAAUUCUGGCAGGAGUCAUCGGACUCCCUCCUCUCUCCCUCCGCCGCUCCACGAAUAGCGAGCUCGAGCAGGCGUGGCAGCCCGAAGCCGCCGCCGCUUCGCAGCCGCGCGCCGAGGCGCCACCGCAAACCAUCAACCGAAGGGCGUCAGAUACAACGACCCUAAACGGAACCGUGGUGACCGGAUACCACACCGACAAAGAGGCGGGGUUGGGCCCGGAAUCGAGGACCGUCUCGGCUUAUUUCACCGACAGCGACUGCCCAACUACCAUUCAGCCCCCGAACGCCGUGGGCGAACUGUCGAGCCGGCCAUCGUUUUCAGCUCUGCGGCGGCCGGACGACUCCAGGAGCGAACAUAACACGUUGAGCAGCUGGGUCAAGGAGUGCUACCCCAUGGCCCUCGCACUCUUUUUCCUCUUCGUCGUCGGUAUUCCCGUCUCAAGCGCCACUCGUAGCGACUGGGCGAUGGAGGGUUGCAUGAUCUGGUUCACCUGGGUCAGCAGCACGCGGCUGCAACGCGGUUUUAGCCGGAGCCAUCUCUUCGUCAACUCCCCUGGCUUCAAGACGACAGCCGUCACGCUCCUUAAUCCGGUUCUCCUCACGACGCUCACAAUGGUCGCCUACACUCGCGCCAAAGCCGCAGCAGACAACCUGCCGAUCGAACUAAAACUCAUCCUGUUCAGCAGCGGCAAUUCUCUCUCCGAUCUCAUGACAGCCGCGGUCGAAGACCAGACCCUCAGAGAAGGCGGGAGAACUUGGUUUGGCGCGGGCGAUAUGGCCCUCUCGAUUCUCGAAUGCGGUAUUGUUGUUUGGGGCUUCAAGCUUUUCGAAUGCCGCCGGCAGAUCUGGUCCCGCGCCGGCGCGGCCGUAGUGUUGAUCUCUGUCGGCAUGGCAGCGCUCAACGUCUUCUUGUCCGUUGUUAUCGCAAUCAAAACCGGCCUCGGUGGCGGAGAGUCGCUCUCCUUUGCGGCGCGAAGCACGACGCUCGCACUCGCGCGGCCGGCCAUGGCCGCUCUCCAUGGGAAUAGGUCUGUAAAUGCUGCGCUGGUAGUAAGCAAUGGCAUUCUGGGUCAGUUGAUGUACCCCUACGUGCUGCCAAGGUUGGGGCUAGAAGAUCAGAACGAGGAACAACAGGACGAAGGUAACACGUCGACCAGGGACGACGCGCUAACGAUCGCGGUAGGAGCGGUUAUUGGAAUCAAUGGCGCAGCUAUGGGCGUGUCGUACCUCUACGAGAGAAAAAACCGGGCCGCGCCGUAUGCGGCGCUUUCAAUGAUCGUGUUCGGGGUCAUGACUGUCGUUUUCACCGCGGUUGAGCCGUUUACUACCGUUCUGUUGACGAUAACGAGUGAGCAGUCGUGAUACUGGCAGGUCGCCGGUAACUAGGGUUUUUUUUGUUUCUUGUUUUUGGAUACCGAGCGGCAACUCUAGAGCAGCAGCAUAGCAUUUGGUUCACUGGCAGAUAGACAAUGGAGGCAUUC